UUUUAUGACAAAGAUUUCAGCUAAUAAAAAUCUAGAAUUUUAUUAGAUAAACGAUUAUUAUCUUAUGAAUACCGUUAGAUGACUACGCAUUUGAAGUUAUAGUCUUGGCAACACUGGUAGCAGGUGAUUAAUCGCCGCUACUGGUCGAUGCGAGGAACUAAAAUACAAACUCAAUUCUAAAUGUGUAUUUAAACUUCGUUGUUUUUCCAAACGUGAAAAUUUCACGUUAUAAGCAAUGAUGUGGAAAACAUCAGUUGUCACCGCGUCAGACCGUUUAUUUCCCGGUUUGGCAUAUCACGAUCGAAAAAAGGAAUUUUAUGAUAUAGGAAAUCAGAUACAAUCCAAUUUGCCCCUCCAAAUGGCAUUGUAUUUUAAUGUAUGGAUGUAUCCCGUAUGGUUUUUUGUAAUACUUAUCAAUUUAGAUGCAAAAUACUAUUACUUGACAGAUGUAUACAAAUUUAUAACUGUAGCCGUAUUUAUUAUUAUAUCAGUAUUGGAAGGUAUACGGCUGUAUUUGGGAUAUCUUGGAAACCUAGCAGAGAAGAUUCCAGAACUGGCAAGCUUUUGGCUGAUAUCUACUCUCAUACAUUUUCCUUUAGAGAUGUUCCUUCUUUUCGAUAGCAAAACCAGACCUCAUUUUAGCGAAACAAUUACUAACAGUAUCAUGGCGUUUCUGCUCGUUACAGAAAUUAUAACAGCUACUGUAGCUUUAAAAAAGUCGGCAGACCAUCAUGCUAAAAGGUUUUAUGUCGCACAAUUAUAUGGGAUUGAUGAUAGUAGACGUUAAUUGAUAUACAUUUAUUGCUUUUAAUUUAACAAUAAAAUAUUGCAUUAUUAAUAUAAUGCUAAAAGACUUAAUGGCUGCAUUCGGAAACGUCGCUCG
Molecule: messenger RNA, 883 nt
Organism: Trachymyrmex cornetzi
Lineage: Eukaryota; Metazoa; Arthropoda; Insecta; Hymenoptera; Formicidae
Product: transmembrane protein 17B
Exons: 4
Coding region: 236-787 (183 amino acids)
Biological process (GO): non-motile cilium assembly
Cellular component (GO): ciliary transition zone
Source: RefSeq, a predicted model, not a curated record